GAUCUGAGCGGUCAGCAACAAGAUGGGACUGCGGACAUCAUUGAAGUGGCCAGGGAGUGUGGAGAGGUGACAGGAAGAUGUCGCUGGAUGCGGCUGCUCAGAUCGCUGCUGCAAGGAUUGCAGAACGCCAGACUCACAACUCGGCGUGGUACAGAGUGAACGCUACUCGAGUCAUCACCGGCGGACACAAACUCACACCCCCAGUCAACAAGGCCAUCAAAGAUUUGUACGAAAACGUCGUGUACGAGAACGGAAACGCCGGGAUACGGAAAAGCAGCCUUGACAUUUCUGAGUCUGGAAAGAAGGCCGCGAUUGAGUUCACGGCUGCGAGCUGUGCCGUCCUUGAGAACGAAGGUCAUGUCCGGCUCGGCGUGAGACGGUCUGGAAACGUGGAGUGCUCCGUCACAGUAGGCGUGGAGACAAUAGACGGGUCAGCGGAAGCGGGAAGCGACUAUAAGCCAAUCAAACAGAAGCUGACCUUUGGGCCGAAGGAGUGUCUCAAGGACGUGUAUGUUGAGAUCGUGGACGACGAUGUCUGGGAACCGGACGAGUUCUUCUUCGUCAAGCUCUUCCUUGAACCAGAGCAGGUCAAAGGUGACGAGGUCAUCUUGGGGAAAGUCUCCAUCAACCAGGUCACCAUCGUCAACGAUGACGAGCCAGGGAAGUUUGAGUUCUCUAAGCCGAGUUUCAUCGUGAAGGAGGGAUGUGGACAAGCCCAGGUGGUAGUCAAGCGGGUGAACGGCGCCGAUGGCGAAGUCGCCGUGACGUGGAAGACCAAGGACCUUAGUGCCAAGAGUGGCCAGGAAUACCAGGGAGGCGAGGACAAGAUCCGCUUCAAGCAUGGGGAGACCAGCAAGGUCAUCGAACUCGACAUUUACGGAAUCAAGGACUCUCAUGAACCCAACUUCCAGGUUGAUUUGUCCUCUCCGACAGGGGGCGCUGAAGUCGGGAAGAUAUCACGGACGAUUGUCACUAUUAUCAACGAUGAAGAGUUCAGUGCCAUGGUGUCACGCAUCCAGGAGAAAACCCAACAUAAUCUUGACGGACUGAAGAUCGACACGGCCACGUGGGGGGAUCAGUUCCACGACGCCAUGAACGUGAAUGGCGGCGACGUCGAGAACGCCAACGCGAUGGCCUACGUCAUGCACUUCUGCACAUUCUUUUGGAAGGUGCUUUUUGCUUUCGUCCCACCUCCAUCUGUCGGCGGAGGGUGGUUGACCUUUCUUUGUUCCUUGGCGAUGAUUGGCUUACUGACAGCUAUCAUCAGCGACCUUGCAUCUAUAUUCGGAUGUCUGAUUGGUCUGUCCCCAACCAUCACCGCCAUUACGUUCGUAGCACUCGGCACCAGUAUGCCCGACACAUUCGCAAGUCGUCAGGCAGCAAUGAUGGAGAGGUUCGCAGACAGUUCCAUCGGCAACAUCAACGGCAGUAACUCCGUCAACGUGUUUUUGGGACUUGGGUUCCCAUGGCUCAUAGCAACCAUCUACUGGCAGGCUCAGGGGAAAACAUUCACCGUCCCGAAAGGAUCGCUUGUGUUCUCUGUCAUCCUCUACACAAUCUGCUCCAUCGUGGCCAUCGUUGUGCUUCUUCUACGGCGAAAUCUCUCCUUCAUGGGCAAAGCUGAACUGGGUGGUCCCAAGGCCGGGAAGAUAGGCAGUGCCAUUUUCGUAUUUUUAAUGUGGGUAUUCUACGUCGUGCUCUCGUCUCUCCAGGCCCAGAAAAUCAUUCACGUCAUUUGAACAACGUCAAAUGAGUAUCAGGAAGUCAUGAGAUAUCAAUACAGCCAGUAAAUUCACAUUUAAGGACGUUUGAAGCUGGCUUCAACAAGAGAUAUUUUCGUAUCUGUGCCUCGUUUCUCAAACCGAUCGUAGCACUGCAUCUACUUCACCAUUUAACGUUCACUUAACGUCGUCGUAACGCUAACCAAACUCUCAAAUAGCAUAUUGAGAAUAUACAGAAAUCGCAAUUUGAUGAAGUUUGUCUCCAUCUGAUUGAAUUCCAGUGGUUAAAGUUUUGACGUCGGCAACUAAAAACGUGAUCAGUAUUGGCGUUCGGUCCAUGCCCUACGUAAACCGUUCUGCUAGAAACGUUCACUGGGUAUUACAGUGGAGGGGGAUCACCUCAGCGAACCGUGAUUUUAAAUGUUGAUACUGGGAUCAUCCUUGCACCAACAUCGCUAUAUUUUUGGAAAAAUCUUAUUAGUGCUGCUUAACAUACACGGGAGUUACUUUUAGAGAUAUAUAUGUACAUGACUUAAUCAGUGCAACCGGUUUCAUAAAUCCUUGUGUUGGAUAUAACUUCUGUGUUAUAUUCGGGACGAUCUAGUAUUUCUUCAGUGUACAUUCUGCUCUUUUGGUACAUUGACACAUGUUUAACAAAACAUCACACGGGAGUUGCUUGUCAUUCAGAGGUGUUGACCUUCACACUGGAGCGAGUUGUUAGUCAUCGAUUACCAAGUGUAUCGAUUACAAAGUGUAUCGAUAAUCAAGUGUAUUAGAUCUUCAUUCCAUUUCCCAGAAAUCCGUCGGUCAAUCACACCGAUCCGAAAUACGCGACGCUAUAAAUAGCUUACAAAUUAAUCUUAUUCAAAUAGGAAUGAUCUUGAUUAUGACGUCACUUAACGAAUUUCCUGGGUUAUCGAGGAUGCUGUUAGUCUUGUGACAGACUACCUCGACUUUUUAAUUCAUGUCUAAUAUAUUUUCAUCUGACAUUACAAACUGUUAUUGCGUAUUUGAAAAUCAGGAUUAGUUUGUAAAUCGACAUGCACCUUAUUGGUGUUUUGCAAUAAUAUUUUGGAAAUUGUCAACAUUAAUUGUUCAGGCAAAAAACAGUUUGUAGCACUAUCUAUAGCGUCCGUGACGUGUCAUGAUAAAUGUGUUUUUUCAGUCUGUUAAACUAUACAGCUCAACGUUUGUAAGGAUAAUAUGAUAACGCAAUUGUAUAUAAACAUACGCUUAUUGUUUACACUUGUCACAGGGUACACAAAGUACGUGAUGUAGAGUAUCGGUUUUCAGACUUCCGUUUUUGUGGAAGCUUCGUUGUCUGAGUAUAUUCCGUCACUGACUUUGUGUGUUGGCGAUUUGGUUUCUCACUCUGAAAGCGUGGGUACGAAUCUCGGAUGGAACCCUCACCAUAAAGUACUAAAUUUGUAUUUUAUUAAGACUGUGUAUUCCAAAACAUAACAUUUGUUAUAUUAUGAGAAUUUGUUUUGUAUGUCAUGGAAACACGUAUAAUGGGGAACAUUCCUGGAGUUAACUGAGGAAUUUUCCCCAUUGCCGAACAUUUUUUAACAUCCUGUAAUGAUACCCUUUUAAAAAUACUUAUAUGUAGAUCUAUGUUGUUUAAUCACCUAUGCUUGUGAAAUCCUCAGCUCGUAUGGCAGGGGUCGAAUAUGUCUUUACAUUACAAACUGCUGAUGAUUGCUGAGCCAGUGCGAGUUAUCUCCCUUGUGAGAAAUCCCUUGGGUGGUUAAUAAUCUGUGAUAGCUAAUGAUCUCUUCCAAUAUAGUUGUUUAGUAAACGCAAUAUGAUGGUGAUGAAGUAUUGAAACGUAAAUUCACAUUUGUAUAUAUAGCAUAUUCCCAUUAUAGGCCCCUCUGCUGUUGAUGAAAUAUUUCCAUAUGAAUUAUUAUCACGAGUGUCAAAAUACAUGAUUAUUGUUCCAUCAUUACACGAUAUAAUAGGAUAGCACAUUGAUGACACUUUUAAUAAUUCAUAUUGAAAUAUCCAAGCAAAGAAACAGGGGCCUGUGAUGCUCAUUUAGUGUAUGAAAUAUUAAUAGAUUUUUUGACACGUUUGCAAUUGUAUUUCAUUAUUCCGGACUUGACAAAUAUUUUUGCACCAACUCUUAUGUAUAUUUUUUAAAAAGACCGGCUCUGCUUAAGGAGUCACAUGUUGUUUAUGCUUCAUUAAAAUGUGUUGAUGGUUAAUGAUAUAAAUAAUGACUGGUGAUACACUAUUGUACAAAACAAACUUCCCCUCUACCGCGAACAGAGCAGGAAUGGCUUGUCCUCAUGAUUGCGACCGACCAGUGAUCAACAGCAUGAGCAUCGAUCUACGCAGUUGGGAUACGAUGACGUGUCAACCAAGUCACUCUGACCAUCCGAUCCCGUUAGUCGCCUUUCACAACAAGACAAUUCUAACACGGAUCUCCACGGGUCGUUACUGAACGUUUUCUACUGCCAAAAACUGCUCGUUCGCGAGGGAACGUUUGUUUUGAGUAGUAGUGUAUAGAUGGAAUGGUAAAAUACUCGCUUCUCACUCAGAUUCCCUACGUUGCCACCGCCGGUGUUAUUUCCCCCCCCCCUCAAGGUAUGGUGAUAAUGUGGUUGCUCAGUGCAAUGCAGUAAAGUCGGGUGUUGCACAACGUAAUGCAAUAAUGACUUUACUGUAAAGCUUUACUUGGUGUAUAACACCUGGCUAAGUUCGUUUUAUUCAUUACAACAUGAUAAGAGUCGAACACGCUCAUUGAUACUGUUUUUCUCGUGGGAUAGCAAAACCAAAAAUACCAUAUUAGGUAGUUAAUGUACAUUGUAUACAGCGGAACCCCGUUUUUCCGAACAGUAUUGUUCCAAACGCAAUUGUUCUUUGAUACAUUUUCAGACUGAUGAAUACCGAUAAUAUUAAUUUGCUUUCCCAGGAGCUAUUUACCUUCAGUAUGUAAUAUUUUUGUUUUGACCAGGAAAAAACCCAAAGCACCACCCCUCUGUUUUCAUAUUUACCAAACCUCCGUGCAGGUUGACGUGGACAUAUAGACAUGACAUUCACUUAACAUUAGCGGCGUUUCAAUAUUGAAACCAAACAAACGCAUUUUUUGUAUAUGUAUUAAAGCGAUGCUAAAUUUUCUUCGAGGUAUAUAUAUCCUUCUGUCGACAUGAAUAGACGUCUCCAAUAGUGUUUGUCCUGUAAUAAGGGAAUCCGGACUAACGGGGUGUCUCUGUAUGCAACUGUUUUAGAAACUUUUAAAGAAAUACUGCUCUGUCCUUAUGUACAUAAUCAAGGUUCUAAGAAUAAAGUUUAACAAAGUUUGUAAAAACGGGAUUAAAUGACAUAUAUUUUAUAUCAUAAUAUUACUCCAGUAUAAUAACUUUCUUUAAACCGUUUUAAAACUUACAUAUGCUGACUGUUUUCAGAAAUUAUGUUCCUAUUAAUUGUUAUUUGGUCAAUGUAUUUUCCCAAAUGUAUUGGAAGAUCUCUCCAUACCUGUCUGUGACGCAUUGUCACUUGUUAACUUGCACACAGAGACAAGGUUGUUUAUGAAGAAUCUCUGUUCAAAUUACAAUUUGUGCACUCUUUCUGUUAUGAAAUAUGAAUAAUAAAUAUUUAAAACACA
Haliotis rubra (blacklip abalone) is the source of this 5331-nucleotide messenger RNA. Its product is annotated as sodium/calcium exchanger 3-like. The record is from RefSeq and is a predicted model, not a curated record. Gene Ontology annotation, biological process: cell communication; calcium ion transport; transmembrane transport. Gene Ontology annotation, cellular component: membrane. NCBI's taxonomy places the organism in Eukaryota, Metazoa, Mollusca, Gastropoda, Lepetellida, Haliotidae. Gene Ontology annotation, molecular function: calcium:sodium antiporter activity. The transcript has 9 exons. Bases 78 to 1739 code for a protein of 553 amino acids.